Trichoderma reesei QM6a is the source of this 1497-nucleotide messenger RNA. RefSeq lists its product as uncharacterized. Gene Ontology annotation, molecular function: acyl-CoA dehydrogenase activity; flavin adenine dinucleotide binding. Lineage: Eukaryota; Fungi; Ascomycota; Sordariomycetes; Hypocreales; Hypocreaceae. The coding region runs from base 139 to 1497 and encodes 452 amino acids. The record is from RefSeq and is a predicted model, not a curated record. Gene Ontology annotation, cellular component: mitochondrion. The transcript has 3 exons.
CUUUGCCUUUAGCCUUGUGUCUCUCCAACUCCAUUAUCUGCUUGCUGGUUGCUUCUUCAGCCGAGCUUCAUCUCAUCUCACCUCACCUCCUCACCCUACCUCAUCUCAUCUCAUCUCGUCUCUUUCGAACCGCCCAUCAUGUCCUCCUCCUCCUUCACACGGGCUCUUCGCCCUGCCCUCCGGACCAGCAGCCGGACCCUCGCCCAGCGAAGCUCAGCCAUCGCCGGCAUCGUCCGUCCAGCCGCCGCAAGCAAUGUCAACCCCCUCCGCCGCAACCUCUCCUCCACCAUCCCCCGACGCUCCGCCUCCUCCGCCGGCAUUGACAUCUCCGACAUCCCGCCGACGCCCAUCACGCACCUGUCCGAGAUCGAGUCCGCCAUGACCGAGUCCGUGGCCAAGUUCGCCGCCGACGUGGUGCUGCCCAAGGCGCGCGAGAUGGACGAGGCCGAGGCCAUGGACCCGGCGCUGGUGGAGCAAAUGUUCGAGCAAGGGCUCAUGGGCAUCGAGAUCCCCGAGGAGUACGGCGGCGCGGGCAUGAACUUCACGGCCGCCAUCAUCGCCAUCGAGGAGCUGGCCCGCGCGGACCCCUCGGUCAGCGUCAUGUGCGACGUGCACAACACGCUCUGCAACACGGCCCUCCUGAAAUGGGGCUCCGAGCACGUCAAGCGCACCUAUCUGCCGCGCCUCGCCACCGACACCGUCGCCUCCUUCUGCCUGUCCGAGCCCGUCUCGGGCUCCGACGCCUUCGCCAUGGCGACCCGCGCCACGGAAACCCCCGACGGCUUCGUCAUCAACGGCUCCAAGAUGUGGAUCACAAACUCGGUCGAGGCCGGCGUCUUCCUCGUCUUCGCCAACCUCGACCCCAGCAAGGGCUACAAGGGCAUCACCGCCUUCGUCGUCGAAAAGGGCACCCCGGGCUUCUCCAUCGCCAAGAAGGAGAAGAAGCUCGGCAUCCGCGCCAGCAGCACCUGCGUCCUCAACUUUGACGACGUCGCCAUCCCCAAGGAGAACCUCCUCGGCGAGCGCGGCCAGGGCUACAAGUACGCCAUCAGCAUCCUCAACGAGGGCCGCAUCGGCAUCGCCGCCCAGAUGACGGGCCUCGCCCUCGGCGCCUGGGAAAACGCCGCGCGCUACGCCUGGAACGACCGCCGCCAGUUCGGCUCCCUCAUUGGCGAGUUCCAGGGCAUGCAGCACCAGAUGGCCCAGGCCUACACCGACAUCGCCGCCGCCCGCGCCCUCGUCUACAAUGCCGCCCGCAAGAAGGAGGCCGGCCAGGACUUUAUCAAGGAUGCCGCCAUGGCCAAGCUCUACGCCUCGCAGGUCGCCGGCCGCGUCAGCAGCUUGGCCGUCGAGUGGAUGGGCGGCAUGGGUUUCGUGAGGGAGGGUCUUGCCGAGAAGUAUUUCCGUGAUAGCAAGAUUGGUGCCAUCUACGAGGGCACGAGCAACAUUCAGCUCAACACCAUUGCCAAGAUUCUGCAAAAGGAGUAUACCAGCUAA